AUGGUCCAUCGCAGUGGCUUCAUAUCUAUCUAUCUAUCUAUCUAUCUAUCUAUCUAUCUAUCUAUCUAUCUAUCUAUCUAUCUAUCUAUCUAUCUCAUUUCGUUAUCUUUCAUUAUCUCGUUCGUUUUUAGUCUGUUCUCCCUCUCUUUCUUUCUUUCUUUCCCCCCCCCCCCCUCUCUCUCUCUCUCUCUCUCUCUCUCUCUCCCUAUCUAUCUCUCUAUCUGGACUUCAAUCGCGUCAGCUUUUCGUCAUCCGGUUCGUAUACCCUCCUCUUCUGUGACAACGAAACAACAACUAAUGAAUGGCAAAAUUGAAUUCGACAGACGCCCGACAAGAGAGUGUAAGUAUAAGCAUACAAAAGUGAAUAUUCCUUUAACUGUUUUUGUGUUUGCAUGUGUGUGUGAUGCGCGUGUGAAGGCGCAUAUCUAUCUAUCUAUCUAUCUAUCUAUCUAUCUAUCUAUCUAUCUAUCUAUCUAUCUAUCUAUCUAUCUGUCUGUCUAUUGCAGUCAGUUCAUCUCUUUCUCUCUCUUUCUCUCUUUGUUUAUCAGUCUGUUGGUAUCUUUCUAUCUAAAAGUCGCACGCACAUUUUCUUUACCCUUCGCGUGA
Messenger RNA from Acanthosepion pharaonis, 606 nucleotides. The record is from the annotation of a GenBank genome assembly. Lineage: Eukaryota; Metazoa; Mollusca; Cephalopoda; Sepiida; Sepiidae.